Messenger RNA from Penaeus vannamei (Pacific white shrimp), 371 nucleotides. RefSeq lists its product as uncharacterized. The record is from RefSeq and is a predicted model, not a curated record. NCBI's taxonomy places the organism in Eukaryota, Metazoa, Arthropoda, Malacostraca, Decapoda, Penaeidae.
AGAAGCGUGCGUCAAAGAUGUCGCAGAACGAUAAAGCUCAGUUAGAGGAUAGAGAUGUACCACUCUCAACCGAGAGUGGAAAAGAAGUAACAAAGAGAACAGAAAACCCUGGCCAAACCAAGGAGCCAGAACUAGACCCUGAUAAGGUGAAGAGCUCAUCUGAGGAUCGCAAGCUUGAGUAUGACAGGAAACGCAAGGUGGAGCAACUGCGCUUCAUGAGUGAUUUGUAUGAUGCGAUGUCAGGCAGAAGGAAGAAACCAAGAUACAGAAGUCAAGACAUCGCAGACUGGCCAGCAGCCUACGAGCCUCGAGACAAAACAUCGCAAAAUUGAUAACUGAAAGUUAUUAUUGGAAUCAAGAUUACUUAUUAU